This is a messenger RNA of Sinocyclocheilus anshuiensis, 2087 nucleotides long. It is a transcript of the gene slc2a13b, whose product is annotated as solute carrier family 2 member 13b. Gene Ontology annotation, molecular function: myo-inositol:proton symporter activity. The coding region runs from base 123 to 2000 and encodes 625 amino acids. Lineage: Eukaryota; Metazoa; Chordata; Actinopteri; Cypriniformes; Cyprinidae. The transcript is spliced from 12 exons. Gene Ontology annotation, biological process: myo-inositol transport; transmembrane transport. Gene Ontology annotation, cellular component: apical plasma membrane. The record is from RefSeq and is a predicted model, not a curated record.
AAACUUCCUGUUCGAGCACAACAGAGUGAAAGCAAGAAGAGAAGGACGGACGAUCGAGUCCCUCAAAGCAAAGACACCGAGAAAAGCGUCUUGCUGGAGACAAUGUGCAUAAGCUGCAGAGAAUGGAGGAGCUGAUAGGAGACAGGAGAUUUGUUGAGGACGAGAGGAGCUUGAUAAAGACGCCAUAUGAUGUCCAGGCCAACAACCAAGAACAUGACUCGCCCACGUCCACACAUCAGAUCGGCUCAGUCCAGCACGGCUCUCCAUGUUUUGUCUACACCUUGGCUUUUUUCUCGGCUCUGGGUGGAUUCCUGUUUGGCUAUGACACAGGAGUGGUGUCUGGAGCCAUGCUCCUGCUCAAGAGGGAGAUGAACCUCAGCUCUCUGUGGCAGGAGCUGCUGGUGUCCAUCACUGUUGGUGCCGCGGCCGUUUCCUCUCUGGCUGGAGGGUAUCUCAACGGACUUUACGGCCGGAGAAUCUGCAUACUGCUCGCUAGCUUCAUCUUCUCUGCUGGAGGAAUCAUCCUGAGCGUCGCACACAACAAAGAGGUUCUUCUGUGUGGAAGGCUUACGGUUGGGCUCGGGAUAGGAAUUGCAUCUAUGACCGUGCCAGUCUACAUCGCUGAGGUUUCACCUUCUGAACUCCGAGGUCAGCUGGUCACCAUUAACACCCUGUUUAUCACCGGUGGCCAGUUCGUAGCUAGCGUGGUGGAUGGGGUCUUUAGCUACCUGCCCCAUGACGGCUGGAGGUAUAUGUUGGGUUUGUCAGUUGUUCCUGCUGCGCUGCAGUUCCUGGGGUUCCUCUUCCUCCCGGAGAGUCCUCGCUGGCUCCUGCAGAAAGGAGAUACCCAGAAUGCUCGGCUGGUGCUCAGUCGGAUCCGUGGCGGUGUAAAUGUGGAUGAAGAGUAUGAGCGCAUACGGAGCAGCAUUGAGGAGGAGAAGAUUGAUGCUGGAGAGGGUCCAGUGUUGUGGCGUAUCCUGACGUUCGCUCCAACACGGCGUGCUCUGAUCGUGGGUUGUGGCCUACAGAUGUUCCAGCAGCUCUCAGGAAUCAAUACGGUCAUGUACUACAGCGCCACCAUACUGCAGAUGUCUGGAGUACAGGAUGAUCAGAUGGCCAUCUGGCUGGCUGCUGCCACAGCCUUCACCAACUUCCUGUUUACUCUAGUAGGCGUGUGGCUCGUGGAUAGGGUGGGCCGCAGGAAGCUGACUCUGGGCAGUAUACUAGGUACUGCUGUAAGUCUGAUGGUUCUCGCUGCGGGUUUCCUGCUCUCGGCUCAGGCCUCUCCACCCGUGACCUUUCACCCCAAUGACCCCUCCCUCCACAACUCCACCUGCAUUACAUAUGGGCUCUGUGAAUCCUGCAUGUUGAAUCCAGAUUGUGGUUUCUGUUACGGGAAGAAUGGCACAGUCGUGAUUGAGUCCUCAUGUAUGCCUGUAGACGCGGCCAGCACUGAGGCAGCUGCAGCGGGCAGGUGUUCCAAUGGCACACAGGAGAGUUUAGGUGUAUUCUGGGCCUAUAACUACUGCCCAACAUCUUACUCCUGGAUUGUUCUGCUGGGUCUCAUUCUGUAUCUGGCCUUCUUUGCCCCAGGUAUGGGUCCUAUGCCGUGGACGGUGAACUCUGAGAUCUAUCCGCUGUGGGCUCGGAGCACAGGGAACGCAUGCUCUGCGGGGGUCAACUGGAUCUGUAACGUCCUUGUGUCUCUGACCUUCCUCCAUUUGGCCCAGUGCCUGACAUACUACGGUGCGUUCUUCCUGUACUCCAGUCUGGCUCUGCUGGGCUUUGUGUUUGUGGUGGGCUGUCUGCCGGAGACCAAGGGUCUGCGUCUGGAGGAGAUCGAGCCUUUGUUCGGGAGACAGCUGUGCAGCUGUGGAGCUGGCGGCAGUCAGAGCGUUCAUUACAUCCGGCCCCGUUUGGAGUUGGGAGCUCUGCACUGUGCGACUUUGGAACCAGAGAGCAGAAUUUCCUACAUAUCAGUGAGUAUCCACUGUCAGUGAGUUUCUUUUCCACACUGCAAAUAAGAUUACAUACUGCUUUAUCAUUUGUUUUUAUUUUUAUAAACUGGGGAACAAGUUAAAGGCAUG